UGGCAGUAAGUGCGAGGGAUUUGGCUGUAGAGAGCCGUGGGUUGGCACAGGUUUCUGCAGGUAAACCAUGACCAGCUCAGUGCGGCUGAAUCUUUUCCUGGUCCUCUGGAUUUCGUCCAUGCGGAUGCUAUGCUGUUAUCCCACUCCUUCAGCCAUGCUGUCUGAAAAAUCUGAUUACUUUCUCAUCCUGCUGAAUAGCUGCUUAGCGGCGAUGGACAGGAGUGAAGAGCUGGCUUUUCUGAAGCCAUUUCUCGUGAAGAAUGCCAUGAAGAGGUCCUUUCGCAAUGGCGUUGGAUCAGGAAUGAAAAAAACUUCCUUUCGAAGGGCAAAAUCGUGAAUCAAUGCAAAAAAGACUCCCCAACUUAACAAAUUUCAAGAGGGCGCCAUGAAUGCACGAAAAGGAAGCUCUUUUAUUUCAGUAAUUAAGAAUCGCUACAACGCUUCUCUCCCAGCGUUCCCCACCCCCGCCCCGCAACCAUGCUAGCUGCAUAACCACUUGUCAUAGUCGUGUCCCCGAAUUGCAUGGACGUGCGAGGAUGGCAGAAAGUAGAGUCGCUGUUGCAUUAAUUCCAGGAGUAUCAAAUGGCGAAUUAAUCCGAUUGCAUCCCAUUGAUCUAAAAUUGGACCCCAUGCUUAGUGGGCAAAUGGUAAUGCAAAUUGACGUAAUUCCCUGCCUGUAUCCCCAAGAGUCACUGGUUGCUGCAGACCAUGUGUAAAGGCCUAAUUGUUUUUUAAUACAGUUUUUCUGAAUGAUGUAGCUGAGACUGAAUCCCUAGAUAUGUGUCAUCUCAUUUUUAAGAGCAUCUUGGGAAAUCAAAGGAAGUCGAACUUGGAGCAUAGUUACCUUUUCUUCAGUUAAUCAAUUAACGCCAGGAACAGACAUCACCAGGGAUGCCCCAAUUUGAUUCUCAAUUUCCCCCUGCAAUACUGAUUAUAUCAGAACAACAGAUGAUCAUUUGGCCAGGUGGAAAUCCAAUUGUUACCUUUUCACAAAAUGGGGGAGGGGGAGUUUUGCCCAUAGCAACAACCAAUAGCCGGCAAAUGGUGAUUGAUUUGUCAUUGUUGGUGUGGCUGUUUUGUGGACUCUGUCUCCAGAAUCAUGGGAAAUUGGGCCUCAUUUAAGAAACAACCGGGCUUUUUGGCAACCUCCUUGUACCAUUUGUUAAAAGCUGUUGGUUAAAUGUACAAUGAGUUAAAGAUUAGGAUGCAAGUAAAUAAAUGUUUGGCUAAUUCUGAGGAA
Molecule: messenger RNA, 1240 nt
Organism: Monodelphis domestica (gray short-tailed opossum)
Lineage: Eukaryota; Metazoa; Chordata; Mammalia; Didelphimorphia; Didelphidae
Gene: NPS
Product: neuropeptide S
Biological process (GO): positive regulation of synaptic transmission, glutamatergic; neuropeptide signaling pathway; positive regulation of action potential
Cellular component (GO): extracellular region
Source: RefSeq, a predicted model, not a curated record